Condylura cristata (star-nosed mole) is the source of this 2490-nucleotide messenger RNA. RefSeq names its product piwi-like RNA-mediated gene silencing 3 (gene PIWIL3). Gene Ontology annotation, biological process: regulatory ncRNA-mediated gene silencing. The transcript is spliced from 20 exons. Gene Ontology annotation, cellular component: P granule. NCBI's taxonomy places the organism in Eukaryota, Metazoa, Chordata, Mammalia, Eulipotyphla, Talpidae. The record is from RefSeq and is a predicted model, not a curated record. The coding region runs from base 1 to 2490 and encodes 829 amino acids. Gene Ontology annotation, molecular function: protein binding; piRNA binding.
AUGCAGAUCAGCCAAACUGCAGAGGAGGAAGCCCCCAACCUACUGAAUCUGGAGCUUGGGGGACCAGCCCCCAACCUGCUUCACCUGGAGUCUCAGUGGCACACCCCCAACCUGCUGCCCCUGGAGCUUCAGCAGCACACCCCCAACCUGCUGCCCCUGGAGCCUCAGCGGCACACCCCCAACCUGCUGCACCUGCAGCCUGGGGAGCAUCUGGAGCAGUUGCAGCCAUUUCAGAGGACAUCACUGAGAGAGAGGAGGGGCCGUGGCGGCGGCGUUUUUGGAGACCUGGUGGUGAACACGCGGCAGUACAUGGAACACGUUAGAAAGUCGAAAACAGGCUCUGAAGGUAGAAUGGUAAAGCUAUUUUCCAAUCAUUUCCAAAUGAGAUCUCGCCCCCAGACCACUGCCUAUAAGUACAGCGUUAACUACCAGCCAGAUGAAGUUUGUGGAGACAUCCUGAAGAUCUCUUCCCAGUUAUUUCAUAAUGACACCCUUGUGCUAUGUUUAUCAUUGAUCUUCUCUAAUGUCCCAAAUUUCAGGCUAAAAUUUAACAAGAAGGGUAUGACAUUGUCUAGGACAUUCAAUAAGCAGCCAUACUUGAUCACAAUUGAAUUCUCCAAAGAACUCCAGCCUUCUGACCCCGAUCUCCUACGCUAUUACAACAUUCUCCUGAGGAGUUUGAAAAUCUGGUGUGGUUAUAUUACUUCUGUUCUCCAGUAUGAAAACAGCAUCACCCUCUGUGCUGAUGUGAUCCAUAAACUGAUUCGAAUAGAAACUGCCUUUGAUAUAAUAAGAAAGCUUGUUGGAGAAGGGGAGGCUACAAAAGAGACGCAGGAGCUAAUUGAUAAGGAAUUGGUUGGAUCAAUCGUUUUUACCACUUACAACAACAGAACCUACAGGGUGGAUGCUGUUAACUGGACAGAGUGUCCUACAUCUAAAUUUACAACCUCAAAGGGCACAGAAAUUAGCUAUAAAGAUUACUGUGAACAGAAAUACAAUACAGAGGUCACUGAUAUGUCUCAGCCACUUCUGACCAGCAAAGGCAGAUGGAAAAAAAGCCUACAGGGGAUAGCCUAUCAACCUGUACAGCUGAUUCCUCAGUUAUGCCAAUUGACAGGUCUCUCAGAAAAAAUUCGUAAAAACAAUAUGUUGAUGAGGCAAUUGGCUGAAAAGAUGAGACAUGAGAUUACACAAACAGAGCUUCAGCGCUGGAAUUUGAGAUUUGACACCAACUUUUUGUCCCUCCAAGGAAGAGUUUUGAAAGAAUUUGUCCCCCAUCCACAACAUGGAGAGUGGUCCAGAGAUGUGAGAACUACACACUUAAUUAACGCAAAGUCCCUAGAUCACUGGUUACUGCUCUAUACGAAGAGAAGUCGUGAUGCAGCCCUAUCCUUGGAGAGGAAUCUCUAUCAAGUCACACCCACCAUGAAUAUAACUAUGAGACAUCCAGUUGCAUUCUUCAACCCCAUGGAUUCAGUAAUUCACCUAAAUUGUGUCCUCAACAUGAUAUGCAUUUCUUACACCACUGUUAUUGCAUCUUGGGGAAUUUCAUGUCAACUUUCUUUUGAGGUGGUUUGUGUACUGUCCAGUGACAAGAAAGAAGUGUAUGAUGGCAUAAAAAAAUACCUGUGUGUCAACUGCCCAAUUCCAAGCCAGUGUGUGGUGGCACGAACCUUAGAAAGACCCCAAGUGGAAAAGACCAUCGCUACAAAAAUUGCCCAGCAGAUGAACUGCAAGAUGGGAGGAGCCCUCUGGAAAGUGGACACUGGAUUGAAGAACGCAAUGUUCAUUGGUAUCGAUUGUUUCCACGAUAUUGUCAAUCGACGAAAGUCCAUUGCAGCAUUUGUGGCAAGUUGCAAUGAAGACCUGACACAGUGGUUCUCCCAAUGUGUUUUACAGGAAACAGGGCAGGAACUUGUGAGUGGACUGAGAGCCUGCUUGCAAGCUGCCUUGAAGCACUGGUCUAAAUAUAACUCGUCUCUGCCAUAUUUUAUCAUUGUGUAUCGGGAUGGAGUGGGAGAUGGUCAACUUCAAGCACUGAUUGACCAUGAAAUACCACAGUUCGAGACUGCCUUAGAGGAGACUUUCAAGUCAUUCCGUUUCACACUAACUUUCAUUGUGGUGAAGAAACGAAUAAACACCAGAUUUUUUAUUGAGACUCAAGGAAAAUUUGGGAAUCCACCUCCAGGAACAGUAAUUGAUAUAGAGCUGACCAGAAAGGAAUGGUUUGACUUCUUUAUCAUAAGUCAGCACGUGAAAGAUGGUACUGUCACCCCCACUCACUACAACAUCAUCUACGAUACAUAUGAGUUCAGCCCAGAUAAAAUACAGUGUCUAACUUACAAACUAUGCCACAUGUAUUAUAAUAUGUCGGGCAUCAUCCGAGUUCCUGCUCCUUGCCACUAUGCCCACAAGCUGGCUUACCUCGUGGGUCAGAGCAUUCACCAAGAACCACAUCUUUCCCUGACAAAUCGUCUCUUUUACCUUUGA